This is a messenger RNA of Penicillium samsonianum, 2259 nucleotides long. Its product is annotated as anoctamin family protein. The transcript has 4 exons. The record is from RefSeq and is a predicted model, not a curated record. Gene Ontology annotation, biological process: chloride transmembrane transport. Gene Ontology annotation, molecular function: chloride channel activity. Bases 1 to 2259 code for a protein of 752 amino acids. Lineage: Eukaryota; Fungi; Ascomycota; Eurotiomycetes; Eurotiales; Aspergillaceae. Gene Ontology annotation, cellular component: cortical endoplasmic reticulum.
AUGUCUUGGCUCGCGGGGUAUGGCAAUACUGAUGAAGAUGAUAACGACAACCUGGGCGUGGAUUGGGUACUACAAUAUGAGUUUGGAGACAUAGAUCAAGCUCAAGCUAUUACAGAGUUUCGAAUGCUUAUCCACGACCUGAGCGAGGCUGGUCUUCGGGUUCAGGUUCGUCACGGCCACGGCCAAGCGCUAUUAGUUUGCAUUCAUGUUCCGCGGGAUCAUCUCGGGAAUUUAGUACACCAGUCAAGAAUUAAAGAUUGGCUGUUUGGAAUUACCCAUACUUUACCGGAUGGCGACGAAACAGCAAUUGCCGACGCCGAUACACCAUCCGAAGAGAUCCGUUCGGUAUACCACGCCGUCACCUGGCAAAAGAAGAUAGGAGGCGCAGGCAUCACACCGGGUUUCGGAAAAUGGAAGAACGUCACUGCCUCGUUUCCGCUACAUGACCAGGAGGCCUGUGCGGAAAUGCUACGUCAAUGGAAUCGAAAAACUGUAUUGACGACUAGCGAUCUGGAUGCGAUUCGAGCUUUAUUUGGCGAAAAGGUCGCUUUCUACUAUGCUUUUAUUCAUUGCUAUUCACUAUUCCUCGUGGUGCCCGCAGGAUUGGGCAUUAUUGGAUGGCUAUAUCUCGGUCCAUAUUCCAUUGUAUAUGGAACUGUACUUUGCGCCUGGUGCAUUGUGUUCGUCGAGUACUGGAAGAUACGAGAGACCGACUUAAGUCAGAGAUGGGAUGUCAAAGGGGUUGGACGACUGAAGGUGAAUCGCAAGCAGUAUGUGUGGGAGAAAGAGGUCAAGGACCCAAUCAGUGGUCAGGUGAAACAUGUCUUCCCAGGUUGGAAGCAGUUCACACGCCAGCUCCUUUUGGUUCCUUUUGCUUCUGUUGCGAGCGUAGCCCUCGGAGCCUUGAUUGUUGCGUCCUUCGCAUCGGAGGUGUUCAUAUCUGAGGUAUACGACGGUCCAUUCAAGGAGUAUCUGGAAUUCGUACCGACUGUCCUUUUUUCGCUAUCCUUGCCCGCCAUAACCUCGUUUCUCACUAGCAUCGCAACCCGCCUGACCGACUACGAAAACUACCGAACGCAGGAUCAAUAUGACCUUGCCCAAACUCAAAAGAAUUUCGUCAUGAAUUUUAUCACCUCUUUCCUCCCCACGAUAUUGACCGCCUAUGUCUAUGUUCCCUUCGGCAAACAAAUCGUCCCACACCUCGACAUUCUCCGUAGAAUGGGGUUCAGGGCCGACAUGGUCAGCGGGCAGAAGGAAUUCGAGGUUGAUACAAGCCGAUUUCAGCAGGAGGUGAUAUAUCUAUCCAUGACGGCUCAAGUACUUAGCUUCGGCGAGGAGGUCGUCCUACCAUAUGUGAAGCAUGUCUUGAGGCAAAAGUGGCAAAAUUAUCGGGAUCAAAAGGCAGAAUACAGCCGCAAGCGGAAGCAUUCCACGGCGACCGGCCUGUUUAUGGUUGACUCGCCAGACGAAGCGGUAUUCAUGACAAGACUGCGUAGCGAGGCCGGCGCAGAGGAAUACCAUGUGGAGGAGGACAUCAUGGAGAUGUGUGUACAGUUUGGCUAUCUAGCAUUGUUUGGAGUUGCCUGGCCACUGGUGCCGCUGGGCUUCCUGCUGAACAACUGGCUGGAGCUGCGAGGUGACUUCUUCAAGCUCACGCUGGAGUGCCAACGACCACCACCAAUCCGGUCGGACUCGAUCGGCCCAUGUUUACUGGGGCUGGAUCUCUUGGCUUGGCUGGGUACUCUCUCUACUGCAGCCAUUGUGCAUGUCUACCGGGGUCCUAUUUCCGAGGUCCGGCUCUCCUCGCUUCUGUUGACUUUGUUCGUCGCCGAGCAGGUCUAUCUGGGGAUGCGAUUCACCGCCUCUACAGCCCUCGAGAAGGUCUUUUCGGACGCGAUCCGAAGAGAAGAGGCAGGUCGGUAUGCAGUGCGCAAGAACUAUCUUGCUGCUAGUCUGGCAAGGAACUCCUCCCCAAGUUCCGGCUCCCAAGGGUCGCCGAACGGUCGGACCCGUCACCGGGUGCGUUUCAACGAACGAGUCAAUGUAUACAGCUCGAACGAAAAAGACCCAGCGGCCGACGACGGUACUCCAUCUCCGACCAAAGAGGAGCCGGGGAAUGAUGUGCUUCGUGGAUCCGACCGUGAGGCCCAGUUCUGGAGCGCGCAUUCAGGGGAUAUGGCAGACGCAGGCGUCAAGCUAAUUCGCGCAUUAAGCACACCCAAGGUAGGGGAAGGGGGUAAGUCUUCGAAAGAGGCAUAG